This is a messenger RNA of Manihot esculenta (cassava), 2062 nucleotides long. RefSeq names its product T-complex protein 1 subunit zeta 1. Gene Ontology annotation, cellular component: chaperonin-containing T-complex. NCBI's taxonomy places the organism in Eukaryota, Viridiplantae, Streptophyta, Magnoliopsida, Malpighiales, Euphorbiaceae. Gene Ontology annotation, molecular function: ATP hydrolysis activity; ATP-dependent protein folding chaperone; ATP binding. Gene Ontology annotation, biological process: protein folding. The record is from RefSeq and is a predicted model, not a curated record. The transcript has 15 exons. Bases 136 to 1743 code for a protein of 535 amino acids.
CUGAAGCCCACAGCUUCUUCUUCUCUUCCUCCUUCUUCUUCUUCUUCUUCUUCUUCUUGGCAGUUCAGAAACUCCAAGCACACAUUUCCUUUCUUCAGCUAUCUAAAUUACAUAAUACUCCCUUAGCAUAAGAAGAUGUCUCUGCGAGUUUUGAACCCUAACGCUGAGGUUCUGAACAAAUCGGCGGCGCUUCAUAUGAACAUCAAUGCCGCCAAGGGCUUGCAGGAUGUCCUCAAGACCAACCUUGGCCCCAAGGGCACCAUCAAGAUGCUUGUUGGCGGAGCUGGAGAUAUCAAGCUCACUAAGGAUGGUAACACUCUCUUGAAAGAAAUGCAAAUUCAAAACCCAACAGCAAUUAUGAUUGCAAGGACAGCUGUUGCCCAAGAUGACAUAAGUGGAGAUGGUACAACUUCUACUGUGAUCUUCAUUGGAGAGCUUAUGAAACAGUCUGAACGAUACAUUGAUGAUGGUAUGCAUCCCCGUGUUUUGGUUGAUGGUUUUGAGGUUGCCAAGAGGGCUACACUCCAGUUUCUUGAAAAAUUUAAGACUCCUGUGGUAUCCGGUGAUGAACCUGACAAGGAAAUUCUGAAAAUGGUUGCAAGAACAACGCUAAGAACAAAAUUAUAUGAAGCUUUGGCUGAUCAAUUGACUGACAUAGUUGUUAAUGCGGUGCUUUGUAUUAGAAAGCCCGAGGAAGCCAUAGAUCUAUUCAUGGUGGAAAUCAUGCACAUGCGUCAUAAAUUUGAUGUUGACACUAGGCUGGUUGAAGGUCUUGUCCUUGAUCAUGGUUCUAGGCAUCCUGACAUGAAGCGACGAGCAGAGAACUGUUACAUCUUGACAUGCAAUGUGUCUUUAGAAUAUGACAAAAGUGAAAUAAAUGCAGGAUUUUUCUACUCAAAUGCAGAGCAAAGGGAAGCAAUGGUUGCAGCUGAAAGGCGUCAGGUGGAUGAAAGAGUGAAAAAAAUCAUUGAACUAAAAGACAAGGUUUGUUCUGGUAAUGACAGCAAUUUGGUUGUUAUUAAUCAGAAGGGUAUUGAUCCCCCAUCUCUGGACCUUCUUGCUCGUGCAGGGAUAAUUGCUCUUCGAAGAGCCAAGCGAAGAAAUAUGGAACGGCUGGUUUUGGCUUGUGGUGGUGAGGCGGUGAAUUCUGUUGAUGAUUUAACCCCUGAUUGCCUUGGUUGGGCUGGAUUGGUUUAUGAGCACAUCCUUGGUGAAGAGAAAUAUACAUUUGUUGAAAAUGUGAAGAAUCCCCAUUCCUGUACUAUCUUGAUAAAAGGGCCUAAUGACCACACAAUUGCCCAAAUAAAGGAUGCUGUCCGUGAUGGCCUAAGAGCUGUCAAAAAUACAAUUGAAGAUGAAGCUGUUGUACUUGGAGCAGGUGCUUUUGAAUUUGCAGCGAGAAAAUACCUAUUAAAUGAAGUAAAAAAAACGGUUCAAGGGCGUGCUCAGCUUGGUGUUGAAGCUUUUGCUGAUGCCCUUCUUGUGGUGCCUAAAACACUGGCUGAGAAUUCUGGCCUUGACACUCAAGAUGAGAUUGUUUCCCUUACGGGAGAGCAUGACAGGGAUAAUAUUGUGGGAAUAAACUUGCAAAUGGGGGGCCCCCUUGACCCCCAAAUGGAGGGCAUCUUUGACAACUACUCUGUUAAACGCCAAGUCAUAAACUCAGGGCCUGUGAUUGCGUCCCAGCUAUUAUUGGUGGAUGAAGUGAUUCGGGCUGGGCGAAAUAUGAGGAAACCAAAUUAGAAUGUUUACUUUUUUGCCUCGCACUGUUGUCGUCCAAGUUUAUUAAUUGGAGGUUGAUUGUGUUCUGGGGAUCGUGUUGGGGGAAUCUCUAUUUGUUUGAUGUUGUGGAAAUUUUUUUUGGGGGAAUGAGCACUCGCCGUCUUUAUUUAUUCAUCCGGUUGGUUUGUUAUGUCUGGGAAUUUUUUAAUCGCCCCUCCGCUAACAUUGCACCUUGGUUUAGGGAAUAUCUUGAACGGGGUUGGAUUUGAAGUAAAAGUGGAUUUUGUUUUGUGAAAAUUUAUAAAAUAUAAAUGUAGUUUCAAAUUUAAGCGUCUUUUCA